AUGUCUACAACUUCCGAUGUGCCAGCGCAUAGAGCAUGCGCGUCUUGCCGAGGCCAGAAGGUUCGAUGUAUCAUCGACGAGUCGAAUCCGGAAGUGUGUCAAAGAUGCGCAAGAUCGGGGCGCACCUGCGUUUUCACGCCAUUGCAGAAGCGUAAGCAGAGAAAGAGGACGGACACACGAGUGGCAGAGCUGGAGAAGGAGAUGCGCGCUAUGAGGCAGGCGUUGGCACAAAAAGAGCGAGAUAGUCGAUCGAGCAGCCCAACUCAGAGCCAGAGUCAGCACCAGCAGGAAGGAGAACGUGGACGCUCAGUUGGGUUGUGGUUCAAAGACCUCCAGCCAAACGCAGCUUUGCUGGGACAGGCAGACAAUCAGGGAAACGCAGAUGGGACAGAUGAGGCUACAUCACAGGCCAUCCGACGUGCUGCACAUUCACAGCAUGGACCUCUAGUGUGGCCAUGGAAAUACACGAAUAAGCCCUUGUCAGAAGAGGAAGAUGUAAUCGACCGCGGCCUUCUCAGCAUGGCUACUGCACGGCAACUCUUCGAAAUGUACAGAACACAACUCUUCGCUCAUUAUCCCAUGGUCGCGAUCCCAGACUCAGUAACAGCAGAUGACAUGCGCCGUACCAAGCCGGCCCUCUUCCUGGCGAUAAUUGCUGCAGCCGCGGGCAAAGAGAACUCCGAGCUUUCAGCGGCGCUGGACCAAGAAGUCUUACAGGCAUACGCAACGCGAAGCUUGGUGCAGUCUGAGAAAAGUCUUGAGCUCGUUCAGGCUCUUCUAGUAUCAGCCGUCUGGUACCAUCCACCAAUUAAAUUCGGGCAAUUGAAGUAUUACGAGUACAUUCACAUGGCCGCCACCAUGGCCAUGGACAUUGGAAUAGGCUCGAGGCCAGCGAUGCACCGCACUCGAUUCAAGAGCAAGCCAUCAGACCUUGUAGAUGACAAGGACAUCCAGCAUCCCGCCGAAGAUAUCAAGAAUCCAGAUCUGAGUAUGAGUGCCCGCACUCGUGACUCAAGCCCGGAUACGUCAAGUAUCGAAUGUCGCAGGACAUUUGUGGCAUGCUACAUCAUCUGUGCGGGUGUUUCCUUCAGCUUGAGGAGACCGAACAUGCUACGAGUGAGCAGCUACAUUCGAGAGUGCGUGGACCUUAUCGAAAGGACUCCUAACACAAUUCCGACCGACUCAACCUUGGUUGCUUGGGCGCGCUUGACAUUUUUAGGAGAGGAGAUUGCUGACUCCUUUUGCUACGCUGAUCCUGGCAAUAUCGCAUCAAUUACAGAGCUACGGGCGCAAAUGAUGCUCAAAGACUACGAAAAGAGGCUCUCGACGUGGUACGACAUAUACGAGAUGGACAUGGGUACCGGUUCGCUGCUCAUCAUGUACUACACCAUCCGACUGUACCUCUUCGAAAUCGCGCUGCAUGUCGAUCACUCUCCUGAGGACUUUCGAGCGCCUUAUCAGAUGGGCGGUAUUGACCCUCUGGCCAAUGCUGAUGACAUCCCAACCCAGAUCCUUGCGGAGACAAUCGCUCAAAGCAUUGCAAGCGCUCAUGGAUUGCUGAACACCUUCCUCGCGAUGGACGUAGAUGGUCUCCGAGCUCUGCCUGUCUUCAGCUACGUACGGGUCUCCUUUGCGAACUUUGUAUUGGCCAAGCUGUGUCUCUCAGCAGCAUCGCCCUGGAGCCGAAUAGGCAAGCUUGUCGAUCGGACCAGCCUGAAAGUUGACCCUUAUAUGGACCAAAUGAUCAUGCACGUUCGAAAUAUCAUCGGCACCAAGCGAUCGAGAGUUCCUUCAGUCUUCUUGGCGCUCUUGUUCAAGCUUCGCCAUUGGUGUCUUAAUCCUUCCAUGAUUGAACAGUCAGAAGAGUGGCGACGUCAGCAGCAGACCGGCGAGCUCCAGGAUGAUUCAACGGAUCGCGCGGUCACGAGCAAGCAACAAUUCGCCAUCGAUGUGGGAGGGCCUCGCAUCACUGAGCACACUAGCAGUGACGGCUGUUCUCCUCGGACUGCGGGCAAUGAAGGCUCAGGCGGCAGCGUAUCUGGCCUCUCGCCUACAGUUCAAUUCGCGGAUGCUACACUGAGCGCACCCCAAUACCCUCAGGACACGACCACGAAUGCGGUGCAGACGUCAAUGGAUGUCUCCAUGGCGCGGACAGCUCCAAUGAUGGCUGGACCCAGUGGCUGGCCCCUGGAUCAGAUGAACAUGAACUACGACGGCAAUAUCAUGCAGAUGCUUGGUGAAAUGAAUGCUUUCUCAGAAGGUGGUCUCACAGGCCUGGAUGAUUGGGCACAGAUGCCUUCUGACUUUACGGGAAUCAAUCAGAUGGACAUGAUGAAUUGGCAGAUGGCUUCCGGACCGAACGGAGGAGCAACAAUGGGAUGA
This is a messenger RNA of Lecanosticta acicola, 2382 nucleotides long. NCBI's taxonomy places the organism in Eukaryota, Fungi, Ascomycota, Dothideomycetes, Mycosphaerellales, Mycosphaerellaceae. The record is from the annotation of a GenBank genome assembly.